This is a messenger RNA of Sarcophilus harrisii (Tasmanian devil), 2554 nucleotides long. RefSeq names its product beta-1,3-galactosyltransferase 1 (gene B3GALT1). The record is from RefSeq and is a predicted model, not a curated record. The transcript is spliced from 4 exons. Gene Ontology annotation, molecular function: N-acetyl-beta-D-glucosaminide beta-(1,3)-galactosyltransferase activity. Bases 1139 to 2119 code for a protein of 326 amino acids. Lineage: Eukaryota; Metazoa; Chordata; Mammalia; Dasyuromorphia; Dasyuridae. Gene Ontology annotation, cellular component: membrane.
CAUUGGCCCAUCUUUAACCCUAUAUUAACUCUCUCAUUUUUCCUAAUUGUCCAGUGAUAGAAGAUAAUAAUGUGAUUAGCAAUCAACUCUGAAAGCUUUCUUCUUUAGCUAUUAUCAUCACCAUACAUUAAAAAGAAUUUAUUAAGUACUUACUACAUGUCUGUACCAAAUCCUGGGAAUACAAUGGUGGUAGAUAAUGUGCAAACAAUUAUGUACCAUUUAAAUAGAAGCUGAUCUCAGAGGGAAGUCACAGAGAAUGAUAAAAGAAGGAUGAAGGAUGUGGGAAGGACCUCCUGCAGACGAUGGUGUUUGAAUUGGGUUCUAAGAAAGCCAGGAAAGCCAGGAGGCAGAGAUGAGGAGAGAGAGAGCAUUCUAGACAAAAGGAUCAACCACAAAAAGUAGAGGAGUUGGGAAAUGGAAUGUUAUUUGUAAGGAACAGUGAGAAGUCCAGUCUCAGUGAAUCACAGAGUGUGCAAAGAAGGAAUAAAGUAUGGAGAAGCAGGAAGGGGACAGUUAUGUAAGACUUUAAAUGGUUAACAGAGUAUUUUAUAUUUGAUUCUAGAAGUAAUAAGGAGUCACUGAAGCAGACUUGUGCAUUAGGAAGAUUACUCCAGCAGUUGAAUGGUGAGGAAAUGCUAAAGGAUUCUCCUGUGUACUGAACAACAUCUCUUGGUGAUUUCCUGUAAAUUCUCUGCAGAGUUACUCUUAACCUCAGGCAGAUGAAAACUGAAUUUUGUAUACAACACAAAAAAGGAGAAGAAAAAGGACAUGACAUGCUUCAUAAAAAAGGGUUUUUUAUGAAAGGACUGGAGUGAUUUGACAUUUCUUACUCCGGCCCAUUUUACAGAUAAGGAAACUGAGACAAAAAGAGUUAAAUGACUCAAAUUGUGUAUGGACAGAAUACUGGACUACUUGGAGAAUUAAGAGGACGACUUAUAAAGACAUGGAAUCCAUCAUCACAGGGUGGAAGAAAGUAGAGUGACAAGCCUGCUACUGAUACCUAUGAACAAUCUCACAGUAACUUGUAUUUAUCGAACUUUAAGAUUUUCAAGUAAUAUGCUGCCUUUGCAGGACAAAGAGAUGUUAAUGGUAAGAAGGCCAUUUAUUCAAUAUACUGCAUAGAAGAGCUGCAAAGACAAUGGCUUCAAAGGUCUCAUGUCUCUAUAUUUUGACAGUUGUGUGCUGGGCUAGUGCUCUUUGGUACCUAAGUAUAACUCGUCCUACUUCUUCCUACUCCGGCUCUCGGCCAUUUACUAAUGUUGCUGCGGCCAGGAAGAACGUUACCUUUGGUAAUAUAAGAACUCGACCUAUAAACCCACAUGCAUUUGAGUUUCUCAUAAAUGAGCCUAAGAAAUGUGAGAAAAGCACCCCCUUUCUUGUCAUCCUCAUUAGUACCACACACAAGGAAUUUGACGCCCGGCAGGCUAUCCGAGAGACGUGGGGAGAUGAAAACAACUUUAAGGGGAUCAAAAUCGCCACUCUCUUUCUCCUAGGGAAGAAUGCGGAUCCUGUUCUAAAUCAGAUGGUGGAACAAGAAAGCCAAAUUUUCCAUGACAUCAUCGUGGAGGACUUCAUUGACUCAUACCAUAACCUCACCCUCAAAACUUUAAUGGGGAUGAGAUGGGUUGCCACUUUCUGCUCAAAAGCCAAGUAUGUCAUGAAAACAGAUAGUGACAUUUUUGUAAACAUGGAUAAUCUCAUCUAUAAACUACUAAAACCCAACACCAAACCAAGGAGGAGAUACUUCACUGGCUAUGUCAUCAAUGGAGGACCAAUCCGGGAUGUCCGCAGUAAGUGGUACAUGCCCAGAGAUUUGUACCCAGAUAGCAAUUACCCACCGUUCUGCUCAGGGACUGGCUAUAUCUUUUCAGCCGAUGUGGCAGAACUCAUUUACAAGACCUCACUCCACACAAGACUGCUUCAUCUGGAAGAUGUGUAUGUGGGACUAUGUCUUCGGAAAUUGGGCAUUCACCCUUUCCAAAACAGUGGCUUUAAUCACUGGAAAAUGGCCUAUAGCUUGUGUAGAUAUCGCCGAGUUAUUACUGUGCAUCAAAUCACACCAGAAGAAAUGCACAGGAUCUGGAAUGACAUGUCAAGCAAGAAACAUCUCCGGUGUUAAGAUUUGUACAGAUGUAAAUGUCUUUUGUUUUCUCUUUCUUUCUUUUUUCUUCCUUCUUAUUUCCUUUUUUUCCUUCCUUUUUUUCCUUUCCUCUUUCCUUCCUUCCCUUUUUUUCUUCUUUUCAACUUGAGAGCCUAAAUAACUAGGAGUUUACACCUGCAACUAUGGGGAAUGACUUGUGAAGGAGUUUGCAAAAAAGUAAUUUCCCUCCACCUCCCCUCAUGUCUUAAUUCCUUUCUUUGAUCACCAGUUUACAAAUGUCACAUUCUCAUUAUACAAAUAUUAUACAAGUUUAAAGUGCCAGAUGCUAACCUCAGGGCAUAGGGCAUUACUGUUUAACUCAAGAAGCAGCUUCCAAAUCUGUGCACCCAAAAGGACAAACUGGCUGAAUAAUACCCAGCUACCUAGUCUGUAUCUGAGUUGGGAAUCUGGUUU